This is a messenger RNA of Cynara cardunculus var. scolymus (artichoke), 2303 nucleotides long. RefSeq lists its product as uncharacterized. Lineage: Eukaryota; Viridiplantae; Streptophyta; Magnoliopsida; Asterales; Asteraceae. Bases 133 to 1491 code for a protein of 452 amino acids. The record is from RefSeq and is a predicted model, not a curated record. The transcript has 4 exons.
ACCAUACAAGAUUGAAAGCGAUGUCCUUUUUCCUCUUUUAAGCUUCCCACAAUUCAAACUUCCAUUUCAAUACUCCUCUCAAAUCCAUUGCAGCGUAUACACAAAGAAACCAAUUUUCUUUUCUUCUGUCAAAUGUCAGAUCACUCUCCAACUCCAAUAGAACACGAAUCGAAAGAAGAACCAACCCAAAUCAAAACCCCUCUAAUUCUCCACGAUUCAGACCAAACCCAAAACCUAAAUGAAGCAAAUCAAGACGACAAUGAAGAAGAAGAAGAAGAAGGAAGAACCCAUCUUGAUAAAAGCCUUCAAAGGUUGAACUUCUAUUUAUGUUUGUUGGGUUUCGAUCAAUCCUCGGUUAUAAGAUGUGUGAUUUCUUGGGUAAUGUUUUUGGUGAUCGGGGUUGCGAUUCCUGUGGUUGUACUUUUGCUGACCACCAACUGUUUGAGUUGUGAUCUCUACCAAAUCAACGGCUUUGAGCUUGUUAUUGUUGCUUCACAUGCUUGUUUGGCAGCUGUUGCUCUCCUUUGUCUUUCACAUAAUUUGAGGAAAUAUGGGAUUCGAAAAUUUCUAUUUGUUGAUCAGUAUAGUGGCCAUGUUGAAAGAUUCUCAAAGGAGUAUAUUCAGAAGAUUUCUGAAUCUAUACGCUUGCUAGUAUUGUGGGUUCUGCCAUGUAUGAUCUUGAAGAUUGCACGGGAAAUCAUCAGUGUUACGUACAUGCACCAUCAAUCGUGGUGGAAGUCUUCCAGUGUCCCUGUAGUUCUGACGUUGUCUUGGGCAUACGUAAACACCAUCUAUUUAUCAUCCUGCCUCGUCUUCCAUUUGGUCUGUAUUUUGCAGAUCAUCCACUUUGAUGAUUAUGGGAAACUUCUAGAAACAGAAACCGAUGUUCUGGUAUUCAUAGAGGAGCAUGCUCGUUUACGCCAUGAUCUUUCAAAGAUAAGCCACAGGUUCCGAAUCUAUCUCAUCCUCGUGUUCACCGUUGUCACAUCCAGCCAGUUUGCAAUGCUAUUUCAAAUCACGGAGUUCAGUGACAAAGUAACUUUCAUAAAUGGAGGUGAUUUUGCGGUAUCCUCAAUUGCGCAGGUGGUGGGGCUGAUUCUGUGUUUGAAUGCUGCUGCAAAGAUUUCCCACCGAGCUCAAGGCAUUGCAGCACUGGCGACUAGAUGGCAUGCUUUAGCUUCAUGUGGUCCAGAUGAUAUGUCUCAUAUGAGACUUUCGAAUAGAGCGAUGAGCACGGUGUCUUCAGAAAGCGAUUUGGAAGCAAUGAACUAUAUUCCACUUCCUACAAACACACAAUUGGCUUCUUAUUUGUCUUCAUACCACAGAAGACAAGCAUUUGUGAUGUAUCUGCAGAAUAAUCCUGGAGGGAUUACUUUGUACGGUUGGACCGUGGACCGUGGUUUGAUAAACACGAUCUUCUUUAUCGAGCUAUCGCUGGUUCUCUUUGUGCUGGGCAGGACUACGGUUUUCACAAGUGAGAGUUUGCCCUAAUGUUUCCCUUCCACGAUUACUCCUUUCAAGAUUUAUAGACACUCCCACGCAAGUUCUUGGUAUGCAACUUACUGCGGCUUAUUUUUUCCAUUCAAAAAAUUCAAAUGAGAACCAUAAAUAUUUUAACAAUCUGGGAACCGACUAUUAUUUAUAAUGAAUAAUCAUGAAUAUCAUGGCUUUUUCUAGUACAUUGUCAUCAUGAAAAUCAUCAUCUUCAUUAUGAAUAUUUUCAUCAUGAAUAUCCAUUAUGACAUUCAUAAUGAAUAAAGUAAGAAUAGCAUGUUUUCAGUUUCCCAAAAUAUUUAUGGUUUUCAUCGUGAAAAUAAAUGAAGAUUUGAUUGAGAGUGAAGGACCAACGAAAUGAAAUGAAAUGAAGAAUGGAGGGUGAUGAUGGAUGGCACCAGAACGUUACAAGGUUCCAUAGAAUCGUUGACUUUGACUAGUGACUAACUGAUUGUAACAUCGUUGACUUAAAAUUUUGUUUCAACUGAUGGAUAGAUGUAAAAUACAAGUUGAAGAUGCUUUUGGCUUUUUAACUGAGCCGGCGGCCUUAAGCUCAUUUGGAUUGUGAAAAAAGCAUGCAAUUUACGAGCCGGCUCACGAUGGCAGCUGAGCUUUGUCAUUGUAGUGAUUGUAAUGUAAAAGCAUAAACUAUUAUAUCCUUCAAAGUCUUCAAUUUUGCUUAUGAAUGACAAACAAUUUUAUUCUAUUCGUAAUCCAUAUUCCGGUUGACCAAUUCACGCUUGGAAUGAGAGAACAGACUGAGAGAGACCGCAGGAAAGGAGGUUCAAAUGGUGUGAAACGUUGUGUCA